Messenger RNA from Suncus etruscus (white-toothed pygmy shrew), 2484 nucleotides. It is a transcript of the gene KIF18B, whose product is annotated as kinesin family member 18B. The transcript has 15 exons. The record is from RefSeq and is a predicted model, not a curated record. Gene Ontology annotation, biological process: microtubule-based movement. Gene Ontology annotation, molecular function: ATP binding; microtubule binding; microtubule motor activity. The coding region runs from base 1 to 2484 and encodes 827 amino acids. NCBI's taxonomy places the organism in Eukaryota, Metazoa, Chordata, Mammalia, Eulipotyphla, Soricidae.
AUGGUGCUGGCGGUAGAGGACAGCGUGGUGCGGGUGGUGGUGCGAGUACGGCCGCCCACCCCACGGGAAUUGGAGAGCCAGAGGAGGCCUGUGGUCCAGGUGAUGGAUGAGAGGGUACUAGUGUUCGACCCUGAAGAGCAGGAAGGCCUCAAGUGGGGCAGUUUCCAGGAGGGCCCUAAGAAGAAGGGCCGAGACCUGCCAUUCGUGUUUGACCGGGUGUUUGGUGAGACAGCUAGCCAGCAGGACGUGUUCCAGCACACCACCUGCGACCUGCUCGACAGCUUCCUGCAGGGCUUCAACUGCUCUGUGUUUGCUUAUGGAGCUACAGGCGCUGGGAAGACACAUACCAUGCUGGGCACGGAGGAGAACCCUGGCAUCAUGUACCUUACCACCAUGGAAUUAUACCGGCGCCUCGAGGCCCAGCAGGAGGAGAAGCAAUUCAAGGUGCUCAUCAGCUACCAAGAGGUAUACAAUGAGCAAAUCCAUGAUCUCCUGGAACCCAAGGGGCCGCUUGCCAUCAGGGAGGACCCCGACAAAGGGGUGGUGGUGCCAGGACUUUCCUUCCACCAGCCAACCUCAGCUGAACAGCUACUGGAAAUGUUGACCCGGGGGAACCAGAACCGCACACAGCACCCCACGGACGCCAAUGCCGCUUCCUCUCGUUCUCAUGCCAUCUUCCAGAUCUUUGUGAAACAGCAGGACCGGACGCCUGGCCUGACUCAGGCCCUGCAGGUGGCCAAAAUGAGCCUGGUGGAUCUGGCAGGUUCAGAACGGGCAUCCAGCACCCAUGCCAAGGGAGAGCGACUUCGGGAAGGAGCCAACAUCAAUCGCUCCUUACUUGCCCUCAUCAAUGUCCUCAACGCCCUGGCCGACGCUAAGGGCCGCAAGUCCCACGUGCCCUACCGUGACAGCAAGCUGACCCGCCUGCUCAAGGACUCGCUGGGUGGCAAUUGCCGCACUGUGAUGAUCGCGGCCAUCAGCCCCUCUAGCCUUACCUUCGAGGACACCUAUAACACCCUCAAGUACGCAAACCGUGCCAAGGAGAUCAAACUCUCGCUGAAGAGCAACGUGAUCAGCUUGGACUGUCACUUCAGCCAGUAUGCCACCAUCUGCCAGCAGCUGCAGGCUGAGGUGUCCGCCCUGAGGGAGAAGCUGCGAGUAUAUGAGGCAGGAGGCCCUGCCCCCCAGCUAGAGCCUCCACCUUCUCCCAAACAGGGCCCUCCACAGCCUCCCAGCUCCUCGUCACCCUGCCUUUCCAGUCGGCCAUGUACCCCAGAGCCCCACCCAGAAUCCUCAGUUGUCCUAGCAGAGAGCCAGGUGGCUGAAGUCCAAGAGGAGAGGGGCAUGGAGGUGAAGGCUUUGGAGAAAGAAGAGGAGGAGGAAAAGGAGGAGAAGGUUUCAGUGCAGGGGCCAGAACAGACCUGUACCUUCCCACAGACUCAGUCCCCUGCUCCUCCCCUGCAAUCCCAGCCGCCUGCAGACCAGCUGUCCCCACCACCCCAGUGCAGAGACCCCUCCAAACAGCUGGCCUGGAGGGUGCUAUGUCUGGCCCGGCGCCAGUUCUCCCUGCUCCAGGCAGCUGACCUCCUGACUCCUGACAUGGUGGCUGAGUUUGAGACUCUCCAACGGCUGGUGCAAGAGGAGCCAGGGGCACCAGAGGUCUCGGGGAUGCCAGGGCCUGCCUGCAAGGUCCCUCUGUGCCCGGAGCUGAGCCCAGACACCAGGUCGUCAGAAUACUCUGGUCCCGUGACCCGCACCAUGGCCAAGCAGCUGGCUCUAGGACUCCCACCUGGGCCGCGUCAUGUUCCAAUCCAGAGUCCCCCAAGGCCCGUGGAGAAGAAGAGGAGGAGGGCACCAAGUCCCGUGGAGGCUGAGAGUCCCCCGGACCCGGAGCACAAGCGGCAGCGCCAGUCCUUCCUGCCCUACCUGCAGAGGGGGUCCCUGCCUGAGGCUCAGCUCUCCAUGGGGACCCCCAUCCCCAAGCAGGGAAAGGCCUCCUCCCCCUUCCAUUCCCCUCGAGUCUGCCCAGCCACCGUCAUCAAAAGCCGGGUGCCCCUGGGCCCCUCUGCUCUGCAGAACUGUUCCACCCCAAUGGCCCUGCCCGCUAGGGACCUCAACAUCACCUUUGACCUCUCGGACGAGCCGCUCUCUGCACUGAGCUUCCCCAAAGGCCUGGGCUGGGAACGUGAGCCCCAGCAGCGGAAUGGGCUGGACCCAUCCCUCAUCUGUAGUGGCCCUUUGCCCUUGUUCACCGUGAGGGGCCCCAAGCCUGUGCCUUCCUUCCCCAGGACUUCAGCCCACAAGAAGAGACGAAUUGUGAGUGCCUCAGUCUCCCGCUCACUGGGAGUCCACCGGGGCCACAGCCGCAUUGCCCGUCUCCCCAGCAGCACCCUGAAGAAGCCACUGAACCCUUUGCAGCUUCAGAUGGUUUCCAAGAAGCUCUUUGAGCAGGGGGCCCUGGGCUACACCCGCCUAAUAGUCUGA